AAUUUGAAAGUCACAGAUUCUUUACGUCUUAAAGAAAAUAUUAUUAUCAAAUCGAUUUUAAACAAAUUCAAGUUACGUCAUUAUACUAAAAGACGUAGGGUCGAAGAAUCUGCAGCAUCUUCUCCUUCACCUGAUAUUAUAUCAAAGUCAAAAAUUGGUCUUCAAAGCUAUAAUUCUGGGCAUGAUUUUGAAUCAGUUAUUCGAAAAAUAGCAGAAGCUAGUAGUUUAUUAGCUAAUGAAAUUAAAGUAACUCAAGGUGAUAAUGAUAUUGACAUUAUCAUAACAUAUAAAGAAAAACUUAUUCUUAUUCAAUGUAAAAAUUGGAAGACUCCUAUAAAUGUUCAAAUUGUGAGAAUUUUCGAGUCUGCUAUUUCAAGAUUUCCUUCAGAUUCUCUUGGUAUUAUUGUUUAUAAUAGUGAAAAAAUGGGAGAAAAAAUUGUAACUCCUAAAGCGAAAAGAUGGGCAUUUACAUCCAAAAAGAAUAUUGAGAUUUGUGACAAAAAUCAGUUUGUAAAAAUUAUUAAAGAUUUUUACGAUUUAGAUGAGGAUGAUCAUAUAGAAUUAAUCGAUUAUAAAGCUAAUUAUUUUGAUAUAAUCAAUUUGAUAGGUGAGAAUGUUGAUUAUAUUAUUCUCGAUCAUACUCAGAAGGAUAUGAAGAUGUUCAAUAAAUUUUUCCAAGAUCCGAGCGAGAAAGAAUAUAUCGACAGAAAAGUUGAUGUGAUCGAACCAUUUAACUUUUAUAAGGUUGUUUUUGUGACUGUUCCAAUCAAAAUGUCUAUUGAACGGCAGCAAAAGAGAGCUUGUUUAGGCGAAUUGGUCGAUAGAGAGUAUUUGGAAACGCUUAAUGCUUAUUACCUUGAAGAUAUUGAUUUGGUAUAUUCCGAGAAUUUAAAAUUUGAAAAUAUUGUUAAUCUCUGUGGUGAUGAUUGCGCACAAUGUCUCGGUGUUAAGAUCUACGAGAAUUUCUUUAAUACUCUUUUAUAG
Messenger RNA from Racocetra persica, 984 nucleotides. The record is from the annotation of a GenBank genome assembly. Lineage: Eukaryota; Fungi; Glomeromycota; Glomeromycetes; Diversisporales; Gigasporaceae.